Molecule: messenger RNA, 425 nt
Organism: Mycena citricolor
Lineage: Eukaryota; Fungi; Basidiomycota; Agaricomycetes; Agaricales; Mycenaceae
Source: the annotation of a GenBank genome assembly
CCAGCACGCUCCCUGCUUCAUCCUCCACUUAUGAGUCAAUACGUCCACGUCCCGAAAUCCGAGCUGGACGAAGCUCAGCUUCGUCAGUUAGAGGAACACGAGAUCUCGCAAGGCCCUCUGUCCGUACUUCAACAAGCCGUCCGAAACCAUGCUCAAGUCCUGAUUUCCUUGCGGAACGACAAAAACUCUUGGCUCGGGUCAAAGCAUUCGAUAGACACAGCAACAUGGUCCUCGAAAAUGUGAAAGAGAUGUGGACAGAAGUACCAAAAGGCAACAACAAGAAGCCCGUGAACAAGGACCGGUUCAUCAGCAAGAUGUUCCUCCGAGGUGAUUCUGUUAUUCUGAGUGAGUUCAAGCUACUUCUUUUCGAGAAAAUCGUUAACUAUACGCGCUGGCUAGAAGGAUUGCUCAGGAACGAGGACUAG